Messenger RNA from Tripterygium wilfordii, 815 nucleotides. Its product is annotated as organelle RRM domain-containing protein 6, chloroplastic-like. Lineage: Eukaryota; Viridiplantae; Streptophyta; Magnoliopsida; Celastrales; Celastraceae. Gene Ontology annotation, molecular function: RNA binding. Gene Ontology annotation, biological process: mRNA splicing, via spliceosome. Gene Ontology annotation, cellular component: U2 snRNP; precatalytic spliceosome; catalytic step 2 spliceosome. The record is from RefSeq and is a predicted model, not a curated record. The transcript has 4 exons. Bases 43 to 567 code for a protein of 174 amino acids.
CCACUACUACCCAGGGUUUUGACAUUUUUUAGGGUUUUGGUAAUGGCAUUGCUUUGGAUGAAUUCAUGCCCCUGUAACCCGUUGAUCCAAACCCGCAAGUGGUAUCCUGCAAUUCCAAGACCCUCAAUCUCAGAAAGCCUAUCUGCAACUCCGAUUAUUAUUCACACUGUCCGUUCAAAAGGGGUUUCUGAAACACCGACUAAACGUUCCCAAUCAUUUCCAAUCACUUGCUGUAACCCGAGUUCGGGACCUUCAAUAGCGGUUUCCCAGUCUCCAUCAGCAGGAGUCUUCAUUAAAGGACUGCCAAAAUCGACAUCUGAGGGAUGCUUGAAGAAGGUGUUUUCACAGUUUGGGGAAGUAAACCAAGUCAAAAUAUGUAUGGAUGGAAAUACCAAGGAGUCCUUAGGAUAUGCUUUCCUUUGGUUUAGCGACGAAGAGUCUACUCAAUCGGCCAUUGAAGAAAUGAAUGGAAAGUUUUUUGAUGGCAGAUUUAUUUUUGUAACUGCUGCAAAGCCACAGUCUACCAAACGCAAACACAGGCGGACGGAAAGACCAUACAAGUUCUAAUCUUGAGUACCAUUUUCUUCUCCUCAAACACAGCAAACUAAAUCAGGCCCAGUGCUGUAUAGAGAGUAAACAAUCCAAUUUUGUAUGUAGUUAUAUCAAGAUGUAAGACAGUGUCAUACCCUGUUUAUAUUCUACUGGCAAGGUUGUGUGUGAUCUGGUACUACCUCCCCUGGAAUAUAGUGGACGAUUGAUCAUUUGCUUUUCAGGCGAUUACUUCAUAUUAUCAGUAACAAUGAAAAUUGCAUGUA